Cladophialophora yegresii CBS 114405 is the source of this 1482-nucleotide messenger RNA. RefSeq lists its product as uncharacterized. The coding region runs from base 1 to 1482 and encodes 493 amino acids. The transcript is spliced from 2 exons. The record is from RefSeq and is a predicted model, not a curated record. Lineage: Eukaryota; Fungi; Ascomycota; Eurotiomycetes; Chaetothyriales; Herpotrichiellaceae. Gene Ontology annotation, biological process: transmembrane transport. Gene Ontology annotation, molecular function: transmembrane transporter activity.
AUGGUGCAGCAGAGUCUGCCUGACCAAGAACAGGCCCUGUCUGCUGCUGCCGCCGAUAAAGAGGUUGAGGCUCUUGAUGUUGUCGAUGACGAUGUUAAAUCAGAAGCUGUAGCUACCAGAGAUACCCGCCAGAAAAUCGUCGACUUCGUAACAUGGACACCGCCGUGGUGUCGAUGGGAUCCAGAGAAGCCACCAACCUUCUCAGUAUGGCACAACAUCCUCUUCGCAUUCGCUGGCGCUUUCACUGUCGGCAAUCUAUAUUACAACCAUCCAAUUCUGAACAUUCUGGCUCGAGACUUUAAUGUGCCGUAUGUGACGGUGUCGCGGGUUCCGACGUUAAUGCAGGCUGGCUAUGCUACUGGCCUGCUGUUCGUGUGUCCACUGGGCGACCUGUUGAAGAGAAGGCCUCUAACUUUGGGGUUGAUCGCCUUUACGGCAACCAUGUGGAUUGGUCUUUGUAUAACCCCAUCAUUCGCAGCUUUCUGCGCAAUUUCGUACAUUUGUGCUAUCACGACCGUCAUCCCCCAGGUCAUGCUUCCUCUCGUCUCGGAGCUGGCGCCACCACAUCAGCGUGCCCUGGCGUUGAGCAUCACCACUUCCGGAAACCUUCUUGGAAUCGUCAUCGCACGCCUUCUGUCCGGCGUUGUCACGCAGUUCACUUCGUGGCGGAACGUCUACUGGGUCGCACUGGGCUUGCAAUACUUCAUCUUGGUUGCACUCUGGCUAUUCAUGCCCGACUACCCGUCAUCGAACCCGCAGGGGUUGAAUUACUUCAAGAUGAUCGGCGGCAUAAUACUUCUGUACAAGAGACACGCGGUGCUUGUCCAAGCUGGAUUAAUCAGCUAUUGCAUUUCGGCCGCCUUCACGUCUUACUGGACCACACUAACGUUCCUCUUGGCCGACCCUCCUUACAACUAUUCUCCCGUGGUUAUCGGUCUGUUUGCAUUGAUUGGCAUCGCCGGCAUUGUGAUGGGGCCUGUCUACGCCAAGUAUAUCAUUCAACCUUUUGCACCUCUAUUCUCCUGCAUGAUGGGCUGUGGUGCAAACCUCAUCGGAAUUAUCAUUGGAACAUACAGCGGCAAGCACUCGGUGGUAGGCCCAAUCAUACAAGCGUUCACCUUGGACAUGGGUCUGCAGAUUACGCAGGUGGCCAAUAGGGCUGCAAUACACGCGAUUGAGCCUAACGGGCGGAACAGGGUGAAUACAGCAUUCAUGUUGUGUACGUUCACUGGGCAGUUGACCGGCACCUCAGCAGGAGCCAAGCUCUAUGAGCACGGUGGCUGGAUUGCUAGUGGAAGCCUCAGCGUUGCGUUGGUGGGCUUGACCUUCGUGAUCUGUAUCUUAAGGGGUCCGUAUGAGGAGGGCUGGAUAGGCUGGGGCGGUGGAUGGGAUGUUAGGAAGAAGAAUCUAGCCGAAGCAACAAGCGGACCGCAGCCUGUGGCGGUCGCCGAAGCUCCACCAACUGACGAAGAAAAGAAAUGA